AUGUGUGGCUGUGCGCACAGUGCCCAGGACCAAGCACUUCACUUGGAAGGGAAGCCCAAAGAUUUUGCAGCUUUGUCAUCCGCCUUAGCAUCUAAGAAAAUGCCAAAAAGCAUUUCCAUAUCCAAACAGCUGGCUUCAAUAGAAGCUCUUAAGAAAGGCUCAGAUCUGGAAAAAGCCAUUGCCACCACAGCUCUGAUUUUCAGAAACUCAUCUGAUUCUGAUGGUAAACUUGAAAAAGCUACUGCCAAAUAUCUGCUACAAACCCAAUUUAGGAAUUUUAUAGAGGGACAAGAAACCAAAUCAAACUACAAAGACCUUCUUUCAGAACUUGAUGAGAACACAGAAAAUAAGCUUGAUUUUGAGGAUUUCAUGAUUUUGCUCUUAAGCAUCACUGUCAUGUCAGAUUUGCUACCAAAUAUAUGGAGUGCAAAAGUUACGAAAUAAACAGUUUUUGAAUGUAGUAUGCAUAAAAUAAUAAUAAAAAAAUAGUAAUAAAACAGUGA
Molecule: messenger RNA, 503 nt
Organism: Suncus etruscus (white-toothed pygmy shrew)
Lineage: Eukaryota; Metazoa; Chordata; Mammalia; Eulipotyphla; Soricidae
Gene: SNTN
Product: sentan, cilia apical structure protein
Exons: 4
Coding region: 1-444 (147 amino acids)
Molecular function (GO): transition metal ion binding
Source: RefSeq, a predicted model, not a curated record